AUGUGGAACAUUCUCUGUCAACGACGCCGUGAUAGCAUCGACCAAGUUAUCGACACUCUCAUUGCCAUGGCUGUGGAUGCUCGUUUAUUGCCCAACUCUUCUCCCAACACCCCCGAGCCUCACCUUGUUCGCUCGACCGCCUCAACACCUUCCCUGCGAUCCCGCGAUGGUACACUGCCCAUGCUCGCAAGGAUGGAUGGAGGCGGCAAUGUCAGAGUCGUCGUUCGCGUGAGAGCCUUUCUCAAUAGAGAGCUCCAACGCAACACACGAUGCUUGGUCCAAAUGGACCCCGUUACUCAGCAAACCACGCUGCUUGCUCCAGACCAAGACGACGAGCCCGGCCCCAAAUCCAAGUCACGCAAAGUCGUCGAGGACAAAAAGUUUACAUUUGACUCUUCUUUUUGGAGCCACGAUACAAAUGACAGCCACUACGCCCACCAAGAAGACGUUUACAAUGCCCUCGGCGAAGAGUUUCUCGACCACAACUUUGAAGGCUACCAUACAUGCAUAUUUGCCUAUGGCCAGACUGGCUCUGGCAAGAGUUAUACCAUGAUGGGCACGCCCGAUCAGCCAGGCCUGAUCCCUCGCACAUGCGAAGACUUGUUUGAGCGCAUCGAAGCGGCCCAAAACGAAGAUACAAAUAUUGCCUACAAUGUGCGCGUCUCCUAUUUCGAGGUCUACAACGAACAUGUCCGUGACCUGCUCGUUCCUGUCAACACACAUCAUCCGCCCAACUAUCUCAAGAUUCGCGAAUCCCCGACCGAGGGCCCCUACGUCAAGGAUCUCACUGAAGUGCCCGUUCGCAGCAUCGACGAGAUUCUUCGUCACAUGAAAAAUGGCGACGCCUCGAGAACUACGGCGAGCACCAAGAUGAACGAUACCAGUAGCAGAAGUCACGCGGUCUUUACCAUUAUGUUGCGCCAAAUUCAUCACGACAUGGAGACGGACGAGACGACGGAGCGUAGCUCACGCAUUCGCCUCGUUGACCUGGCUGGCAGUGAGCGCGCCAAGUCUACCGAGGCUACAGGAGCUCGUCUGCGCGAAGGCUCCAACAUCAACAAGUCGCUCACCACUCUCGGCCGCGUCAUUGCCGCCCUCGCCGAUCCCAAGACGCUACGCCCCGGCGCCAAGCGCAAAGAGGUGGUCCCUUACCGUGACUCCAUUCUCACUUGGUUGCUCAAGGAUUCCCUCGGAGGUAACAGUAAAACUGCCAUGAUUGCGUGCAUCGCGCCUUCCGAUUACGACGAGACCCUCUCGACGCUGCGAUAUGCCGACCAGGCCAAGCGUAUCCGUACCCGUGCCGUUGUCAACCAGGACCAAAUGUCCACUGCCGAACGCGACGCCCAAAUAUCCGCCAUGGCCGAAGAAAUCCGUAUGCUGCAAAUGUCUGUGACCGACUCGUCGCGACAGCGCGAAAAGAAUGCCAAAGACGCCGAAGAGCGCCUCGACGAGUACCAGCAACGCGUCUCGACAAUGCAGCGUCUCAUGGAGGAGCGCACCAUGGUGGCUGAGAACAAGAUCAAGCAGUUGCAGACUGAGAAUGAGGCCCUGAAGUUGCAUCUCAAGCUUGCCAUUGAAAGCAUCAAGAACCCCAUUCCCCCUGUGCAGGUCAAGGAAGAGUUUGGCCAUGAUGACAAGGAGAAUGCUGCGCACAGUAUUCACGAAGACCAAUCCGACGUAGAUGACGACGAGUACGAGUACGACUCUGACAACACAGUCAAUGGUGGACACGACUUGCAGGAGGAGAUGCAGCGCUACUUGCAAGAUAUGAGCAACCUUCGCAAGCUCAUUGGUGGCGAUCUGUCACGCUUCAAGGAUGAGACGAGUGUGCGCAUGCCACUUGGCGUGAGGGAGAAUGUAUAA
This is a messenger RNA of Beauveria bassiana ARSEF 2860, 1863 nucleotides long. RefSeq names its product kinesin-like protein. NCBI's taxonomy places the organism in Eukaryota, Fungi, Ascomycota, Sordariomycetes, Hypocreales, Cordycipitaceae. Gene Ontology annotation, biological process: mitotic spindle organization; microtubule-based movement. The record is from RefSeq and is a predicted model, not a curated record. Gene Ontology annotation, molecular function: ATP binding; microtubule motor activity; microtubule binding. The transcript is spliced from 2 exons. Bases 1 to 1863 code for a protein of 620 amino acids.